UACCUGAACAGAGCUGUAAGCAGUACCCACUUGGUUCUUUCUUCUAUUUUACUAGUCUUCACGGGUCGGGAACUGUUUACAUGGACCCCCUCUGCUCCCAAUCUUCACAACCGCAAAAGCUCCUAUCCAUUUACUUGAAUGCAUUCAUUCUCCCUUUUCUUUAUAAUUCCCCUGAAACCUCCUCCUCUCUCUUCACUUUUCACUUUUUGCAGCGACCCAUCCGAUAAAUCAGAUCAACAACUUGUACCAAACAAAAAUGGCCGCCAUUUACAUGCUGUUACUUGUUCUGGUGAGAAGUGUCCAAGGGUCAUCAAACAGUACAAAACCUGAGCUUUCUGUGGAUUUUUACUCUAAAUCAUGCCCACAGUUAGAGCAAUUGGUUCUCUCAGUCACCACCCAGCAGUUCAAGCAGGCUCCCUCUUCUGCCCCAGCCACCAUUCGCCUCUUCUUCCAUGACUGCUUCGUCCAAGGGUGUGAUGCUUCGGUUCUGAUUACUACGAGGGGCGGAAGUGGUGUGGAAGUAGAGAGAGAGGCUUACGAUAACAAGGAUUUGGCAGCAGAGGGGUUCGAGAGCGUGAACAAAGCCAAGGCUCUGGUCGAGAGCAAGUGCCCUGGACUCGUCUCCUGUGCUGACAUUCUCGCCAUUGCAGCAAGGGACUUCAUCCAUCUCGCUGGAGGUCCCAACUAUCUGGUGAAGAAGGGCCGGAGAGAUGGGAAGGCAUCGACAAUUGCCAAUGUAAAAGGCAACGUUCCUAGGUCCAAUGCAACAGUGGACCAACUGAUUCGCCUUUUCGGGUCCAAAGGGCUAAGUAUACCAGACUUAGUGGCUCUAUCAGGUGCUCAUACAAUUGGUUUCUCUCAUUGUGAUCAAUUUGUAGGGCGCCUCUAUGACUAUAGGGGCACAGGUCACCCGGACCCGGUCCUCGAUCCGAGGCUUCUUAAGGCCCUAAGGAUGUCGUGCCCUCGUUUCGGGGGAAACACGGAUGUGGUGGCUCCCUUUGAUGUGAAGACACCAUUUGCUUUUGAUCACAUGUACUAUGCCAACCUUCAAACCAAUUUGGGCUUGCUAGCCACUGAUCAAGCACUCUUCUUGGACCCUAGGACCAAGCCCAUUGUCCAAGCUUUGGGAAAGGAUAUAGGUGCCUUCUUUAAGGCUUUUGCUCUAGGGAUGGAUAAAAUGGGGUCCAUUGGGGUGAAGAUGGGGGCGCAAGGGGAGAUAAGGAGGGACUGCACAAAGCAUAACAAGAACAUCUAGCAAGUCUUUGCCAUUUGAAUUUAAUUGUUACGGAAUUUCUUGUUUGGAACCAUUUUGUAGAGUUUUGGUCUUGAGUUGUCUUUAUUGGUUUAUACCUUCAUAUGAAAAUGACUCGUUGUACGAGUU
This is a messenger RNA of Amborella trichopoda, 1381 nucleotides long. RefSeq names its product Peroxidase superfamily protein. Gene Ontology annotation, biological process: response to oxidative stress; hydrogen peroxide catabolic process. Lineage: Eukaryota; Viridiplantae; Streptophyta; Magnoliopsida; Amborellales; Amborellaceae. The record is from RefSeq and is a predicted model, not a curated record. Gene Ontology annotation, molecular function: heme binding; peroxidase activity.